This is a messenger RNA of Penicillium verhagenii, 711 nucleotides long. RefSeq lists its product as uncharacterized. NCBI's taxonomy places the organism in Eukaryota, Fungi, Ascomycota, Eurotiomycetes, Eurotiales, Aspergillaceae. The coding region runs from base 1 to 711 and encodes 236 amino acids. The transcript has a single exon. The record is from RefSeq and is a predicted model, not a curated record.
AUGCCCGAAUCAACUCUCGAACACCAGGCGUCGCAGGUAGCAUCAUCUGGUACUUAUUCCGACACCCGCUCUCCACCAUCAAACACACCUAAGCCGAGACACAUGCAACCAGACGAAGUAAUCACCUCUGUCUUUGAAAAUUUGACAGCCUUUCACAAUUUCAAGGAAGAAACUGAAAAGCUCCAUCAUGAAGAAAUUUCUGAUUUGUUAUCAAAGAUCCAUCCCGUAAUUGACGAAGAACCGCCUAUAUGUGAUUGGCCCGUGGUGAUGGAACUCUUUCUUAAGUUGAGUCAAGCAUAUAAGAUUGCGGGACAGCUAAUGGAGAAGGGGGCAAAUCUACUGCAGGAUCGUAUCAGUUCUCAAUGCCCUGAGAUCUAUAUGGCUAUUUUCAAUCAGGAUAUCGAUGAAUUAGAUCGGAUAGAAGAUUUGCAGAGGCGGAAUGCAGCCUUACAGGCACAGCAAGAGCUGUUUCAACACCACAAAUUAAGCUCAAAUCAUCAAAAUGGAAACUCAUGUGGAGCUAUCCCUCUGGCCCCUGAUUUUCAGCCCUCUGAGUCGGAGCUGUUGCGGAACGCGGACAAGAUCCAGGCUACAUCUCAUCAUAGGCCCCCACUCUAUAAUGAGGUGAAUGAUUUGGAGAUGGCUGAUAUUAAGCCAUCUAGGAGCCAUUGGAGGAGAAUCUUGAACCGUUUGUCUCGUAUUGGAGCAUAA